AAUCAUGUGCUAUCCUCAUUUCUCUGUUUUUCAUUAAUUAGGUGAUGACAUGAAACGAAAGUACACAUUAACUAGUCAAGUUUCUAAAUGAAGAGCUAAGAUAGACUUAGUCAUGCUAAUAAUGGAUCUUCUUAGUCUCCUGAUCUUAUCCCAAGAGCACUGGUUAACUUGGUUAGUAGCUCAAGGAUUCAUAUGAAAUGACAAUAUAAUGAAAAACUAACUUAAACACAUGAUUAGGAAUGGUCAAAUAAUAGUGGGUCUACCGUGGAGAAAUAACUCCUCACGGUUUAACUAAACUUUGUUUUAUAUACAUGGUUGUCAUGUCCGAUUUCUACUGGUCGGUUCAAUCAAAGUACAAUCGGAACCGAUCAUUAAAUCGGAUGGAAAGGGGUCGAUAUUUAAUUUUGGUCAAAUCCGAUCAAAACCGAGAACACCAAUAAGUUAAACUAAAUAUAUUUUUAAUUUUACGUAUCUAAUUGUUUAGUAUUAGUUAUCAAUUUCUGAUUAUGAAUUAUUUUGUGUGAAUUAACUCUUUCAAUUACUUCUUCCUAACUAAUUUAUUUGAUAUUGAUGAUUUUCAUUUUUCUCACGUAUUCUCUUAAAAUCAGCAUAACCAACAUAAAUUAGUCGUACUAUAAGUCGUACUAUUUCACUCUCUAAACCAGUAUUGACAACCUUGAUUACAUUACAAACGGAAUCAAGAGCUUAAUAUUGUUAUACUGGUGCGGUCCAACCAAAACGGGCAUCCAUUCCACCCGAAUCACCACCGCUUCCUCGUUGGAUCCAAGUUCCGGGGAGAAACUCACACCCGGAAAACCCUAGAUUAGCUCCCUCCUCUCCGCUCCCGAGCGUCCCCAUCGCAUCGCAUGAUCGUGUCCGUCGGCACUCAACAGUCAGCACUAGCUCUCAGUCUAUUGAUUUCCAAUGGCGGACGAAGCGAACAGAACUGCUUUUAUGGAGAUUCAAGGUCGCAUGAUCGAGACUACCGCCAAACUUAAGCAGGUGCAGAACCAGAUGCGUACUAAAGAGGGAGAAAAGAAGCGUGCUUACCUGACUUUGCAGGAGUUGCAGCAUGUACCUGAUGGCACAAAUACAUACAAGUCCAUAGGGAGAACGUUUGUCUUGGAGCCUAAGCCUGUGUUGAUGACUGAGCAAGAGCAAAAGCACAAGGACAGUGAAUCUGCAAUAGCAUCGCUGCAGACCUCCAAGGAAUACUUGGAAAAGCAGAUGGCGGAGGUGGAGAACAACUUGAGGGAACUUUUGCAGCAGGACCCUGGUCUUGCCCGCCAGAUAAUGUCCAUGAGUGUGUAAUGUAAUGUCAGUGAGUCCUCGAAUAUCGUCCUCGAAUAUCGUCCUGGUUUUACUACAGAUUUGCCGUUUGAUUGAAUAGUAGCUGGUUGGAAUCCACCGUAAUUGUGCUUCGUUUAAUCUCUUGUGUUUCUUUUCUCCAGAACAACUUCUGCAUUCAAGUGUUUCAACAAGAAUUCUAGAUGGUAUGUAGACUUGCACAAGUAAUGUAGGACGCGUAAGGAUGCAUCCCGUGAGGAAGAUUGAUACAGUUUUUGAAAUUUGAUUGGUUAAAGUUUAAUGGUAAGAAAUAAUAAAGUUCAUUUUCUAAUCUCUAAAUAAUUCGAGUAAUUAAGACCAAUUGAUUCUUAGUAUUAGAGUUCAUGAUGGCAAAAAGCUCUUUGUACUAAUCUCUAUGACCUCUGCUAAUAUUAAACCGUUGGUGUGUAUACAAAUUAUGAUAAACACGUGCAAACUUUAAAUCAGUAACCCAACUGUAUGAUUUGUAUUCCAAACUUAAUCUUCUAUUUAAACCAAUGAUUGUAAAAUUAUAUUGGAGAUUAUGCAUGCGAAGUCAGUAGUGAUAUGAUAUUUUGUGCUUAAUCUAUGGUUUAAUUGUAGUAUGGAUACAUUAACGAAUUUUACUCUUUUGAUGGGUAAUAAAGAGAGCAACACUUGACUUUUGAGUGGUUACUGGUUGGUCAAUGUAUUAUGUGUAUCAUAUAGUAUAUUAGAUACAUGGCUAAUUGCUUAAUUGAUGAUCGAUUAGUAGUGUUUAAAACAAAACCAAACCACCUAAAUCAAAUAAACUAAAUUUUUUAAUCAAAGUAAACCAAUUAGACAUUUAUCAAAAUUAACCCAACCAAACACUAUUAAUUAUAUGAUUACUGGUUAUCACGGUAACUACUUCAACACCCCUAAACUCGUGCUAAAUCUAGGGUGUUCAAAUGGUUACUAUGGUAAUAACCAAACCAAAUAAGUCUAAAAUCUAUUAACUAUGGAAUACAAUUUUAUAACCAAACUGUCCAAACUAAUACAACAACCAAAUUAACCAAACUAAAGUGUAUUCGGUUUGGUUAAUUGGUUAACCAAAACAACCAAUAUAACACCACAUUAUCAUUAAGUGAGAAAAAUUUUCAGUUAGUGCAUCAAUUUGCAAUUUAUAUAAUGAACAACACAUAAUAAUCCACAUAAUUGUGGUUAACCCUUAACGUAAAUACAUGUAACAAAUACAAUUAUCUUACAUUUGACUCUUGAGGGGUUAUGCAAAGUAUUAAGUAUGUGUAUAUAAUAUACAUGAGAUAUAUGACAAAUUACUUAACUCGUUAGUUUGGUUUGAUUGGUUAGGAGUGCCUGAAACCAAACCACCUAAACCAAACAAGCUAAAUUUUUUAACCAAACCAAAUCAAUUAUCGAAAUUGACCAAACCAAAUUAGUCAAAUACUACUGGUUAAAAUGGUUACCACGGUAACCACUCCGUUUGAACACCCCUAGCCAAAUCAAUCUCUCGGUCCGCUCACGGUUGCUGCUCCGCGAGUCCUCCCUCAAAAGCGGAUCCGGUCCAAUUAAUUCAGAUUUCAGAUCAUACCCUUGUCCCUUGUGCUCCAAAGAAACGAAUAGAAUGGGCCUGGCUCACAUGGGCCUGGCUUGGAAAUUUGGUCCAAACCAAAACCAGUCGAUUCUUGGCUCGCGCUCAUUUUUAAUGUGUACAUCUGCAAAUAUCUGCAGUGCCUUUGCAUUUCAGUUUUGCUCAUAUAAUCAUUUUUAUGUAAAAUUGCACUAAAAUUUGCAAAUAUACACCACAUAUUUGAUAAUGACACAAGGGUCAUUCCGUGGUUAAUCCAACACAAAUUCAUGCCAUUUUAACAUAAAACACACACUAAAAUCAUCAAAAUCAAUGCAUUUGUAUGUA
Linum trigynum is the source of this 3199-nucleotide messenger RNA. Lineage: Eukaryota; Viridiplantae; Streptophyta; Magnoliopsida; Malpighiales; Linaceae. The record is from the annotation of a GenBank genome assembly.